This is a messenger RNA of Ustilaginoidea virens, 948 nucleotides long. RefSeq lists its product as uncharacterized. The transcript has 3 exons. The record is from RefSeq and is a predicted model, not a curated record. Lineage: Eukaryota; Fungi; Ascomycota; Sordariomycetes; Hypocreales; Clavicipitaceae. The coding region runs from base 1 to 948 and encodes 315 amino acids. Gene Ontology annotation, molecular function: translation initiation factor binding; translation initiation factor activity; mRNA binding. Gene Ontology annotation, biological process: formation of translation preinitiation complex; translational initiation; formation of cytoplasmic translation initiation complex. Gene Ontology annotation, cellular component: eukaryotic translation initiation factor 2 complex.
AUGACGAUCAAUCCCGAUGAGCAAGUAGAAGGCCAGUCCCGCAAAUCCGUCGCCUUUACCGACCAGAAGCUCGUAGUGGACGCCGACGGCUCCGUCACCAUGGUGGCCGCUACCGAGGACCCCAAGGACACGGCGCUGUCCCACACGCCUCGUACGCCGCCGUUGUCUGCCGCUCUGGGAGCCUUUACUGACGCCGCAGCCCCAGCCGCCGGCGACGACGCCCCCCCCGCCGCCGAGGACGGCGGUCUUGACCUGAGCCUGCUGAAGAAGAAGAAGAAGAAGAAGGUCAAGGCCAAGGAGGCCGGCGAGGAGGACGACUUUGCCGCCAAGCUGAAGCAGCUCGAGGUCAAGGACGCCGAGGAGGCUGCCGCCGCCGCCGCCGCCGCCGCCGUUGCCGCCACCGAGCACGAGCACGAGUCGGGGGACAUGGACGCCGGCACGGGCAUCUGGGCGCACGACGAGACCAAGGGCAUCGGCUACAGCCUGCUGCUCCAGCGCUUCUUCCACCAGCUGUCGCAGAAGAACCCCGACCACACGCUCAGCGGCACCAAGAGCUUCAAGAUCCCCCCGCCGCAGUGCAUGCGCGAGGGCAACCGGAAGACCGUCUUUGCCAACAUUGCCGAGAUCUGCAAGCGCAUGAAGCGGACCGAAGACCAUCUCACCGCCUACCUGUUUGCCGAGCUGGGCACCAACGGCUCCGUUGACGGGAGUAGGAGACUCGUCAUCAAGGGUCGGUUCCAGCAGAAGCAGAUUGAGGGCAUGGUCAGGAAAUACAUUAUUGAAUACGUCACCUGCAAGACGUGCAAGUCUCCCGACACGGAGCUGAGCAAGGGAGAAAACCGCCUCUACUUUGUCACCUGCAACAACUGCGGCUCGCGACGCAGCGUCACCGCCAUCAAGACUGGCUUCUCGGCCCAGGUCGGCAAGAGAAAGAAGAUGAAGGCGUAG